Molecule: messenger RNA, 7665 nt
Organism: Octopus bimaculoides (California two-spot octopus)
Lineage: Eukaryota; Metazoa; Mollusca; Cephalopoda; Octopoda; Octopodidae
Product: protein bicaudal C homolog 1-B
Cellular component (GO): cytoplasm
Molecular function (GO): protein binding; RNA binding
Source: RefSeq, a predicted model, not a curated record
UUUCUACACACUCGAUAUUACUGAUUAUAAACACAGUGCGAGUUUAAAAUAGUCUUGAAUAUACCAGUCGAUGCAGGGUGAGAAUAUUAGAGCAAUUUUAUUCUUCUUGCAGGGCGAAAGGGAAAUAGACAUUAGCAGCGUAAAUAAAUUACAAUACACAGGUAAAAGAUACGCCCGCCUGGUGGAGGUGUGUUGAGAAGACGGACAGAGGAAAAAGUUGUAAACUAAUGCAGUUAAGAAAGCCACAGUUUUAUUUCGUCUCUCGUAGUAAAUCAGAAACCUUGACCCUCAAGUAAGAAAUCAAUAUUUAUAAUGGAAUUCACGAAGUGCUCUGUUAUGUUGUUAGAAAGUUAUCGUCAAGUUCAUAAUGAAAUUUUGAAAUUCGAUGGAUUUACAUGUUUAGAAACCGUUUAGAUUUGGUCGUAGUUUUAGACAUUUUCUAGUGAAUUUAGAAUACGUUUUGCAACGGACAAAUUAUGGAACUAAAUAUAUUCAUGUAAAUAUUAAAAGGAAGUACCGCACGUAAAUACUCGUUUAUAAGUGUAGAAUCUAGUUAGAAAAUAAGUUGCACAAAUUAAAAAAAAAACAAACAAAAAGUUCCUUUCGUCGAAGUUUUAUUUUUCUGCCUCGUCGAAAGAGUAGUUGAGGUAUUUAGAGCAUAAAAGUUUCCAUAAACCGCAUGCUGUUCCUGAUAGUUGUAGUUUUCACUUUAUCUCAGCUUUUAUUGGCCCCUCUCGUUGUCAUUUUUACUACGGAUCUCGAUUCCUAACCGUCUGUCUCUAUCCCCUCACUAUAUGGUUCGUCCACCUUCCUUCCUUUACUUUGGCGCUGCUACUUCUCUUAGUUCUUAAACAGCCUUCAACAAUCGUUCAGUUGUUAAGAAAAAGAAAGAAAGAAAGAAACUACUCUCACAUAACAACAACAAAAAAAAAAAAAGGAAGAAAGCAACAAAGCCGAGUUAAGUGCCACUAAACUUACUUUCCACGACUGCUGCUUUCGUUCGCAACUAGUGCUUUCACUGCAACCCCAACACAUACACAAAACAGAAUAAUGCUGGUAUGGCGGAGACUAUCCUACAGUCUCUGAUACCCGGACUGGAUACGAAUUCAUUUGAGUGUUCUUACCUAAAUUCGGAUUCAAAAUCUGAUAUUGGUGACACUUCUUCUCAGGGUACCAACGAUGACCGACCGGAUAAAGAUCUUGGAGGCUUGUUCGAGGAUAGGUUCCGUGUCGACCGAAGAAAAUUGGAACGAAUGUUACAAGUCUCUGAAAAUUUGCACAAUUCACCAGAAAAACAGCUCAAUGGAUGGACAAAUUGCCAGAGACAAGGAGAGACUUGUGAAUCAGCUGGGGAGUUUUUUAAACGAAUUAUGAAAGAAACUAAUACAGAAGUUACGUGGCCAUCAAAACUGAAGAUUGGAGCUAAAUCUAAAAAAGAUCCUCACAUUAAGGUAAUUGGGAUGCAAAAUGAUGUCAAAGUGGCCAAAGAUAAAAUAAUGAGCAUCUUAGAUACAAAGGGUAAUCGGGUUACACUGAAAAUGGAUGUCUCUCACACUGACCACUCUCAUGUUAUUGGAAAAGGUGGUAACAACAUCAAGAAAGUCAUGCAAGGAACAGGCUGCCAUAUUCAUUUCCCAGAUUCUAAUCGUGGCAAUAAUGUCCAAGAAAAAAGCAACCAGGUUUCUAUUGCUGGCCAACCAUCUGGAGUGGAAAGUGCUCGUAUCCAAAUUCGGGACUUGCUCCCUCUGGUAUUCAUAUUUGAAAUGUCAUUAUCACCUUCAUUAGCAGACCCAGCCUCCUCUCACCUGGUGCAUUUACAGAAGGUUUACAAUGUAACGAUAAGCUUUAAGCAGAAACCUCGGUCAUACAUGACCAUCAUAACAGUGCGAGGUUCUGUCUAUAAUGCCAAAAUGGUGAAAGAAGCAACAGCUCGUCUCAUGGAACAUUUGUUGAAUAAUGUUGGAGGUGUAAGUUUAACUGUCAGUAUGCAGUUGGAAAUUGCUCCUCAGCACCAUUUAUUCAUGAUUGGUCGUGGAGAUGUGAAUAUUAAACAGAUAAUGCAACGGACAGGGGCCAGUGUUUACUUUCCUGAUCCCAAUAAUGUAAGCCCUUUACGGAAGGGGACUGUUUUCAUAACUGGACCCAUUGAAAGUGUCUAUCAAGCCCGACAACAACUAAUUGGAUGUUUGCCCCUUGUAUUGAUGUUUGAUAUCAAAGAAGACAUUGAGAUUGAACCUGCUAGAAUUAGCAUGUUGAUGGAGCAACUGGAUGUAUUUAUCAGUAUCAAGUCAAAACCAAAACAACCCAGCAAGUCUGUCAUUGUGAAAAGUGUUGAGAGGAAUGCUGCUAACAUGUAUGAUGCUCGAAUUCAGUUGUUGGGUUUGGAUAAAGAAACCAAUAACAACAGUCUACCACCACCUUGCAGUGCUAGCACUAAUGGUACCAUUAACAAUCCAAAUACUAAUAUGCUUGGAUUGUCUUCUCUAGGUUAUGUGAUGAAUGGCCACAGUAAUUUAUCAACUAUGCUCAGUCCAGCCAACAGCCCAAGUUCAAACUGUCAGUUAAACCAAUGGGUUGCACCUCCACCAAUUUUGUCUCCACCAGGUGUGUACGGUCAUCGUAUGAUGGUAAUCAAUACAGGUAGUCAAGCCUCCAUACCUUCACCAUUAGAUAUAUUCUCCUCACAGUGCAAUGGUCUCCAUAAAGGAUAUUCUAACCAAACCAAUGGCUCAGCAUCUCAAACUAUUCCAACCAUAUCUACUAAUACAGAUCAAGGUAAUCAAAACCCUAAUGAAAAUAUAUCACCAACUCCACUUCAAAAUCAUUGUGAUAUUCCAACUGAUUUCCAGUAUUCCAGUAAAUUCAACAACAUGUUUAACAAUGACCUAACUUUGGGCUUACUUGACCUUGGUAAACCAUCGUCACCCAUGGCCAAGUUGCAGACAACAAUUUCAAAUGGAGAACUAGCAUCCUCUCUUCAUGAACGAUCAUCUGAAUCUGGCAAUGACUCUGAAGGAUCUGAUAAAUGGGCCCCAGGAAGUGAAAGGAAGAAAUGUGCCACAAGUGGUAAUGGUUUCUUUCCAAAUAACUCUAGUCUUCAACAAACAACUGAUGUUGAUUAUGAACACAGGAAGUUAUUAGCUACGAAAGCAAUGCAAAAGAAACCAGUUGGCGAGUCUAGGGUUCCAACCAACACUUGGUCUGGCAUGGGAUUCUCAAAGUCUUUACCAGAAUCAGUUAUUCGGAAUCGUCUUGGACAAAGCACAUCAAACUACAGUGACUAUAAUCUCAUAACUCCUCCCUACCAACAAAAUGUGACAGAUUUUCCAGAAGUUAAUCGCGAUCCUUGGAAGGAUUCUACAAAAGCUUUAAAUACUCAAAUGCCCACACCAUUGUGGGAAUAUUCCAGUCCUAAAAAGAGAUUUGAAUUUGGUCUAAGUAAUAGCAACCAUGCAGAUAGUGCAACUCUCCCCACAAAGGUAUUGGCUUGGUCAUCUGAAACAGAUCUGGCUGAGUUAUUCAGCAAAUUAGGACUUGGCAAAUAUACAGAUAUUUUUCAGCAGCAAGAGAUUGAUCUUCCUACUUUUAGAACAAUGAAUGACAAUGACUUACGCAUGCUGGGUAUCUCCACUUUUGGAGCACGCAAGAAAAUGUUGCUGGCUAUUACAGAGUUGAAUCACAUGAAACCCCAACUUACGACAACAGCAAUGACGGCAUCGACAGCAAUAAACUCAAACAACUCGUUUCAGGAAAACGAGGCUACUGCAUGGAUGAACAAUCCAAGAGUGGACAUGGGAAGUUUAAGUGGACGAUGGUAAAAAAAUCCAGUAGACACACACACACACGCAUACACACAUAUAUGUGCAGACACCUCAUAGUACCAAAGAUACAAGUGUAAUUAUGGCAUUUAUUCGCUAUAAUGACUGAGGCAAUGGCCAGCCUUAUUGUUGGACAAUGGUUGACUAUCACAACUAUCAACAAUUAUUCUAGUCAUUUUUUUUUUUUCCAAAAUUUUCUAUUUGUUUUGAUCACCAAACUACUUUAAUAUUUACUGUUAGAUUUCCCAAAUGGCUGCACUGAAAGGAGGGUUGUUUUUACAGGAUUUUUAUUUGCCAAAAACAAAUAAAUUAAUCAGGUGUAUAUAUACACAAAUAUACACACACAUAAGGUUGUCGGAUUAAUUUGGGUUUUUUUUUCCCAUUUAUUUUAUCUUUAUUUUUCAUUACCUAUUCUCACAGUCAAUAAUACAUUACUGACUAGUUUAUUAAAACUUGAUGAAAAAUUAGGAUUAAGAUAAGUAGAAAAAAAAAGUGAAUGUAUUUAUCUGACAACCUAAAGCAUACAUAAAUACACACACACACACACACACACAUCUUUCAGUCAUUUGACUGCUGCUAUGUUGGGCCUCAUCUUGAAGGGUUUUAGCUGAACAAAUCAACCCCAGGACUUACUUUUCAAGCCUUUUUUCCUGAGCAUCAAUCUAAUACACCAAUUUGUUGUUCAUACACCUGCCCCAUCUUUUGCUUUUCUGUAAAUUUCAACUAUAUAUAUAUAUAUAUACACACAUACACGACAGGCUUAUUUCAGUUUCCAUCUGCCAAAUUCACUCACAAGACUGGUCAGCCUGAGGCUAUAGAAGACAACACUUGCCCAAGGUGCCAUGCAGGGGGACUGAACCCAGAACCAUGUGGUUGGGAAGCAAGCUUCUUACCACACAGCCACACCUGCACCUAUAUACACACCUGGUUAAUCUGAUGUUUUCUGCAAACACACACACAUCUUGCAACUAGCGGUAAAAGCUAGCUAAACAGCAUAUUUGAAGAUUAUGAUCCUUGAGUAUUGUUUUAACAUAAGAAGGAUUUUUGGUUUAAUCUACUAAAUUUCGAGAAAUGUUCUUCUGAAUAAACAUUACUACAUGGGAUCUAACAUAUUUUACAGGUGAUUUCUAAAAGACAACUUAUUGAUCAAUGUUUUUAAAAAAAAAAUAGAAAAAAAACUAAUGAUCUUUACAGUCUGGAUUAUUUCAACAAAUUACUAUUUUUAGGUCAAAAAUUAAGAAAUUUUAAACAAUGGUUAGAAACUGUAAGACGACUAUUGAGACUAAUGUAAAAAAAAAUUAUUAAAAUUAAAAAGGCAAAACACAAAAAAGCUAUUGAACAGUUUGAGAAUUAAAGCUGUAUGAAAUAUAGGAUGAAAACAGUUGUUAAAAUUGUUGCAACUACUAGCAAAAUUAUGACAUUUUUAAUCUGUAAUGAUGUAAACAUUUUAUUUUAAAGAUGCUUUAAAUUAAUGAGUUGAGAGAGAGUUAUAAGUUUUCUAAUCAAAAUAAUAAAAUAUUAGCUAUAGAUAAAUAAAAAAUGUUUGACUUCAUAUCACUGAUUCUUUCUGCUAGCAUAUUUUGAUCUUUAAUAUCAACACUAUAAAACUAUUGUAUACUAUACUAGCAAUUCAUUGGAAACAACUCCAUUUUAUGAUUUCUAGGGAAAGUGAUUGUGAGUUAACUAUUCUAAUUUGCUUUAUAUAAACAAACUCACACAUAUUUAUAAUUAAUGCUAACAGAAUAAUUUUUUGAAAAACCAUGAAUAAAAUAUUUAUUCAUCAUGGUUUCAGCAUCCAUUCAAAGAGACUGUCAUAAUCUGAGCUAAAAUUGUGAAAAUAUUUUAAGAUUGUAACCAUACAAUUUUGAAAAGGCUUAUAUCUCUAGCAAAUAAUAAUAAUAAUUUCUAACAUAUAUAAUAAAAGAUUGAUUAGUUCUCCUGACAGUAAGAAACAGCCAAACCUGGGAAACUAAAUAGAUAUAAAGUUAAUGUUGGUGAUAAAACAAUCCGUCCAGAUGUUGAAAAGUUAUUUUUGCAUGCUUUUUUGCGAUCAUUUCUCCCUGUUCUAUUUUCUUUUGUAACUGGAAUAACAGUUCUAGAAAGGAAAGAAACACAUUAAAUCAAAAAUAUAAAAACAACAAAAAAAACAAAACAAAGUGCCUUGCAUGACUAAAACAAUUGUCAUUAAAAAUUCUUUCCUUUUUGUCCCAACAUUUCUCCAAAAUAUAAAAUAGGGAGAUGAUAACAUUCAAUAUAUUUUCGCCCCCGCCCAAAAAUGUCUUCCUUUAAAGGUUAAUCACCAUACACGACCAAAGUGGGGAUGUUGUCAGAGUCCUUACUAUUUCUUUGCCUUACCUUACUUGCCAGUUCCAGAAUGAUAAGAUGUAGACAAUUGUUGAUCUCUAGUGGUGCCAGAAAUGGCUAAAGAUUUCUUGAGUGAACAAAAAAGAUAAUAGAAGCUACUAAUUAGGACUGCUAUGAAAGGAGAUGGCUUGUAAACCAUUUUGUGGUUGGUUCAAAGUUGGCUGAAUCUUAAAGUGAGUGGGUCACACCAACUGUAUGAACAAAAAUGAUCCUCUUCGUUGUCUAAUGUUGGACUGAUAUUUAAGAUGACCCAACUGUAAAAAAAUAAUGAAAGAUUCAUAUUUACAAUCGAGAUUUCAUUGAAUGUUUAAACCAGUCAUUGGCUUGUAUUCUCAGAUUUCUUUUUUAUUUUAUUAUUUUUAAUAAUCAAAAAAUCUUAAUCCAUUUUAAGUGGUUUAAGUUUGAAGUGCAAUAAAGUAAAAUAACUCCAAUUCCUACAGCAAUAGACAUUAUAUUAUUUCCAAUACGCACUGAAGCAAAAUAUUUUUUUUUAAUUGUUUGUAGUAGCUCUUACGGAUGGGUCAAAUAAUAAUUUAUUCUUUUAAUGACAAUGAUGAUCCUCUAAAAUAUAGAAAAAUACACAAAACAAAGCUGUGAUUUAUAUUGACAAAUCAAGCAAUACACUCUGCUUCAUGUGGAAUAUCUAAUCAAUAAAUUUCGUGUGAGUUCUAGAAAACAAAUGAAGCUUAUCAAAGAAGUUUAAACAAUGUUUUUACUCAAUCACUGUUUUUAAAAAAAAUUAUAAAUCAGAUGAUAUACAUACAAAUAUCAUUAAAUUAUUUGGUUUCAUAUGAUUUUUUUAUACACACUGAACAUUACUUUCAUAAGUCUUUGGUGUUCAAUCAAAUAUUUGUAUGUAGCAAUUUCGAAAAUUAAAACUAUAUUGCUUAAAAUCAUUUACAUUAGAAUUUGACAGUUAAUAUCCAUCAAAAUACAUGGCAUUCUUUCUAUACUUUGAUUGAAAUCAAUUUAGACAAGAAAACCUCAUUUUUAGAAAUUUUAAAAUAUCAUUAGUAAUGUCUAAAUGCAACUUUUUGGCAUUUAAGAAAUAUGUGCAAAUUUUUAAAUAUAAUUAAUCUAGGAUACAGAUAAUUUAUGAAGAUGCAGUUUUAUAAAUGAACCUUGUAAUUGCACAAUACUCUAUGAAAUGUUAGUUUUAAAUUUCAAGUUGUGUCACAGCAUUCUGCAAGGAAGCAAUAAUUUAGAAACUGUCACAACAAUUUGGAACAAAUGAGAGAAAAUGCUCAAUAACUGAAUGAUUUCACUUGUAAAUGUACCAUUUUACAUGAAUAACUAGGAAUAUUUGAUCUCUUCACCAUUUCCUGCUGUUGUUACAAAUAUUGGAGACAUCUAAUCUACUAACUGACCAUAAAGUUGUUCUAAGUCCCAUUUCUUCAACUGUCCAGAAGCUGUAUCUGUGGAACUAGUGUACAAAAAUCUUGGCAAGCAAAUACAACUGAAUAAAACAUUUUUCUAUCUCUAA